GUCUGGUACAACCAGCUCGAAGACCGGCAGCGCCUCCUUGUAUAACUCUUCUGCGUCUGCGAAUUUGCACAGUGCCUGUUUUGAGUAAGCAAGAGAUGCCUUGAGUUUCGCUUGGGCAAAAUUGAAGUCUUCAAGAUUGAUAACAGUCGUUUUUUCAAUCUCUUUGAACGCUCUAGACCUCAAGGCUAAUGCGCCUUCCAAUAGGCUCUCGGCCUUGGCAAAUUCCUGAGCGUCCGCCAAUGCGCUCGCAUCUUGGGCAAGCGCCUCAGAUUUGGUCAAGAUAUUCCGUAGCCGUUCUUCUGAAGAAAUGGGUACGGAGCUGCUCAGUGGAUCGGCUGUGUAAAAGCGGCUGUAUAAUACAAACGCCACACAUCAUUCGCGGAAAUUUUCGUACAUAACAAAAACGGUAAGGAAAUGCAAUUCGUCACAUCUUUGUAUUGCGACCGCCUUUUCACGCACCAUGAAAUAGGGAGGGACGUAAACGGUGAAUAGACGACUCUACUGUUCGCCUCGGAACUCAGGCUCCAAAAGUCUCGCACGAGUCGCCGGCCUUGGCACCCCUUUUGCCAUUUUGCUACGGAACCAUGCACGCGACAUUGAACCCUGCUUGUCCAAACCUUCAAGACCGCCGGGAUGCCCAUUUUGUCAAGCGCCGCAUUGACACAAAACAAAAGCGGACUAAGCAUUAAUUUUUUUUCUCUAUUGAUCGCAAGCAACAAAAAAAUAAAUCCCACUUCGCUUGUUGCAAUUUUGUCUUGGCUCCAUGACCGACCCAUCGGAAAAGGUCACCCUUGCUCAAAAUCGGUUGGCAAGUAUCAUCCACUCCAAUCGCCUUGAUGCGGCAUAUUAUGAAAAAUUUAAGAAAGAUUACGACCAAAUCGAUUCGCUUCUCAAAGACUUACCGAACAAGCUCACACACCAUGUCAUGGUUCCCUUAAAUUCUGCGGCAUUCAUGAUGGGAUGUCUGGAACACACAAAUGAAAUUACAGUGUUUCUAGGGUGCGACUACUUUGUCAAGACUACUGCCAAGCAGGCAAGGGCUAUUCUUUCGAGAAGACAGGAUUUCGUCAAAAGCAAGCUCAAAGCCUGCGAAGACUUGUAUUUGGAAUUAAAGUCCAAGGUUGGGUUGGUAUCUGAAGUGUUAGGUACAGAAGAAGGUUUUUCAGAGCAGAUCGAAAUUAGGGAAAAGGUGGAUGAGCCAUUUGAUUUGGUCCUACCUUCUGGGUCCAUACUAGGCGCGGACGAAUGCGAUUCGAGUCGAGACCAAAAAGAAAAAAAAUCCCAGGCACCUAAGAUUGAGGUGAUUUCUCAGGAGGAGACGACCUGCGAAGUAAAUUUAUCUCCCACAAGUCAACAAGAAGCAUACAACAACAAAAUUUUGGAUAUACUAAUGAAGAUGGAGGAGUCCGAGAUUGAAGUAUCUGAUACGGAAAUACAGCAGGCUUUUUUGAAUAGCGAACAGCAAAUCGAUGAGGGGACGCCUAAUAAGGGAGAAUCGCUGGCCAUGACACAGCAUAACUCAGACAAAGAAGCACAUGUGGAAAGUGCGACCGGUUCAGACCACCGCGACGUGGUAGAGAUGUUACAACCUGUCGGCCGUUCCCACGCGAAUGUUGGCGAAGAGGAAAAGUCCAAGAGGGUUUCUCAGUUCAAAGCUCAGAGGCUAGGUGAGAAAAAAUGAAGUUGCAUUUACACAUCUAAAAAAGGAGGUUGUAAAAAGAGGACUUUAUUUUAACGAUUUUUUUCGCUAUACGGAUACACGUCUUCCAGCGGCUGCGCGUCGCCUAUUGAUUUUACGGCCUGAUCGAGUUGAAUUGCGAUGCAAAAAUCCAUGUGUUGCCUUACGUUUUUUCCAAGAUGGUUGAUAUGUCCUUUUGGUAGCCUCAACGAUAAGCCUCUCCUUUUCGGGAGCGACUUCUUCGAUUUGAAAAGAUGGGUAGGUUCUGGAAUUGUCUCGGUAUAAUACAGUCCUGAAAGUGAAAGAGUAAGCACUCUGUUUUUUAUUUUCCUGUAUGAAAAAAAAUACAUACGGUUUUUGUCGCUGC
Schistocerca gregaria is the source of this 2045-nucleotide messenger RNA. RefSeq names its product unconventional prefoldin RPB5 interactor-like. The record is from RefSeq and is a predicted model, not a curated record. Lineage: Eukaryota; Metazoa; Arthropoda; Insecta; Orthoptera; Acrididae. Gene Ontology annotation, biological process: negative regulation of transcription by RNA polymerase II; negative regulation of phosphatase activity. Bases 764 to 1681 code for a protein of 305 amino acids. Gene Ontology annotation, molecular function: chromatin binding; phosphatase inhibitor activity; transcription corepressor activity. The transcript is spliced from 5 exons.